Misgurnus anguillicaudatus (oriental weatherfish) is the source of this 2810-nucleotide messenger RNA. Lineage: Eukaryota; Metazoa; Chordata; Actinopteri; Cypriniformes; Cobitidae. The record is from RefSeq and is a predicted model, not a curated record.
UGCACGAUUAAUCGUAUUUUUAUCAUGAUAACGAUAUGUGCGCCACGCGAUUAAUUAAUGAUAAUCGUCGCGAUUUUCAUGUGUAAAGACCAAGCAGAAAACAAACAGUCUAAAAUCAAGAAACGUGUUUGUUGUUAUGGGCGGAGUAUACGGAGAGGAUGACGGAGAGCGUCUGACGUGAAGUCUGACGUGAAGUCUGACGUGACAGCGUCUAAAUUGUAAGCGCGGUCUGUGUUUGUUAUGCUGGAACUGGAAGUACGUUGGCAUCACGAAAUUUACAGUUUUCCACCUUGACAAUGGCAGAGCAUCAAGAGCAAAGUGCAGGAGGGCGUGUGUUAGUUCCAAAAAAGGGGUCAUACUCUUUUGUUUGGAAUUAUUUCGGUUUCGAAGAAAGUGAUGCGGAUCAGGUACGAGUCUUGUGCAAACUGUGCUCCUGUUCCGUCCAAACGUCCCAAGGUAACACAACAAACCUCAUUAACCAUCUUAAAAAACACCAUAAAGUGCAAUAUCAAGAGUUUCAAAAGCUGAAGACACAAGCCACAACCACCAAAAAUCCCCGACCAUCCACGACACAGACAACAAUAACGGGGACAUUGUUAAACGCAACACCAUAUUCGCCUUGCUCGCAAAGACACAGGGAAAUAACGGAGGCAAUCGCGUAUCAUAUAGCCAAGGAUAUGUGUCCAAUAAACACUGUGAACAGCAAGGGGUUUACAAAAAUGCUUGCCACACUUGACAAAAGAUAUAACAUUCCCUCACGCAACCAUUUUUCCAAAGUUGCGCUGCCCUCGCUGUAUGCGAAAUGCCGACUGGAAAUAGAAAGAGAACUCCGCAGCCUUGAAUAUUUUGCUGCAACAACCGACUUAUGGUCAAGUAGAAGUACAGAACCGUAUUUAAGCUUGACUGUCCAUUUCAUUGACACCGAGUUUGAAAUGAAAAGCAAGGUUUUGCAAACUUCGUUUUUCCCACAAGACCAUACGUCAGAGUCUAUUGCAACGGGCUUAAAAGAAGCGAUCUCUGCAUGGGGUUUACUGGAGGAAAGACUCGUAUGCAUCACAACUGACAACGCAGCUAAUAUGAUUAGGGCAGCAUCUAUGAAUAACUGGACAAGACUACACUGCUUUGGUCAUAGACUGCAUUUAGCCAUCGAGAAUGCCAUGAAGGAUCCAAGAAUUGACCGGGCUGUGGGCAUCUGCAAAAAGUUGGUGAGCGCCUUCUCCUACAGCUGGAAGCGUAAGAGGGAGUUAAUAGCAGCACAAAAGGAGCUAAAGCUCCCCGAGCAUUCCUUGAAAACAGAGUGUCCGACAAGGUGGGGAUCACGUCAAGCCAUGAUAGAGCGAGUCAUAGAGCAGCAAAAGGCCAUUGCACAUGUUCUGUCUUCUGACAAGAAGUCUCGGCAUCUUAUCCCAACAUGGCAAGACAUGGAUGUGCUAGAGGCAAUCAACAAAUCCCUGCACCCUCUAGUUAAUUUUACAGAUGCACUGUCUGGCGAGACGUACGUCAGCGUGUCAUUUGUAAAGCCAGUUCUUCAUCUUUUUAACUCGUCAAUCUUAAAAGUUAUGGAUGAUGAUACUGACCUGUCAAGGGCAAUAAAGUCUAAAAUCCUGGAGUACCUAAAUGAAAAAUACAGCGACCCACAGAUCCAGGCACUGUUGGACAUGGCAUGUACUGUGGAUCCACGUUUUAAGAUGAGCUACACCACUGAAGACAACAAAGCACAAACACAAGCCAGUCUAAAAGCUGAGAUGCAGACUGUGGCAAUGAUGGUGACAUCCCCAGCAGCACCACAAGAAAACACUGAUGAGAAUGCUGACGCUGGAUGCGCUCCAAAGAAAAAGAUGACUUUGGGAAGCUAUUUUAAAACUACUGAACAAGCCUUGCCACCUAACAACCUAGAGCCCAGUGUAGCCUGUGAACUGCAGUCUUACUUGCAGUCAUCCAACCUGGAUAGUGAGGGGGACCCACUAAAAUGGUGGAAAGAACAUGAAAAGAUCUACCCAAGGCUGUCAAAAGUGGCAAAGAAAUACUUGUGCAUACCAGCCACAAGCUCACCUUCAGAGAGGGCUUUUAGUACAUGCGGAAAUGUAGUUACUUGCUUGCGGUCUUCCCUAAAGCCAGAUCAUGUUGACAGGCUUGUGUUUUUAGCCCAAAAUCUCUAACAUGCAUAAACAAGUAGGCAUAUCAUAGGCCAGUAAAAAAUAAUUGUUUGUUUUUCACAUUGCAGUUUUAUUCUAAUUUGAUUUUGUUUUUACCAUUUGACAUGCAAACAAGCACAGUUUUUUAUUUGUUAAAAAAGCAUCAAAACCCUCAUACACAGGGUUACAGUUGAGGCUUUAUGUGCUGUUGAAUGUACCUAAAGAAAUACAUUGAGAAAGGUGGAUAGUUUCUGGUUAAGCAAAUUGCCACUAUAAAGUUUAAGUACUUUGUUAAGGUGUUCUUAGUGACUGUACGUAUAAAGGCAUACAAUAGGCUAACAAAAAUGUUUUACUCUAAAAAUGUUUUUGUAUUCCAGUUUUAUUCCAAUUGGAUUUUGUUAUUACCAUUUGAAAAGAGGCACAGUUUUAUUUUUACAAAAGUUAUAAAAAAAACAUUGUCAGAAGCCUCAGCAAAGUAACUUUUAGUAUUUUAUCUUCUUGUUGCAUUUUUUAUAUACUGUGUGUAUGUGUAUAUACACAUGGCUGUAAAGUGUAAAAAAACUGAAGUGAAUAAAAGUUCUUAUUCUUCACUAAAAAAUUAAUCGUGAAAUUAAUCGUGAUCAAAAAUUUGAGCAAAAUAAUCAUGAUCAUCAUUUUUCCUCUAAUCGUGCAGCC